UUUCAAUAUUUUCAGUGUAAUCUCUGAUCUCUGUAAACUCUGACAACGUUGCAUUGUUGGUGUUUGGAAACAUAACCUUAUUUAUUUUUAAAUUUGAAAUUUAUUGAAAAAUGUUGACUCAAAUUUUAAUGUUGAAUUGUUGAAUUAAAAAAGUGUACGUACACGAAAUGAAUAAGUUUAGUAGAAUUUUGUAUCCUGUAUCUAAAUGUAACAAAAGAUUUGUUAGUGGACCUAAAAGGAAAUAUCCUAUUGACCCAGAACAUGAAAGAUCCUUACCAGUAUUCCAAUAUAGUGUAAGUAAUGAAAAUUAUAGAAGAGUAUUUUCGUGGGGUAAUAUUUGCACAGGAGCUCUUGGUAAACCAUUUCAUAAAUCUGAAGAAAAUAUUGACAAAUUAAAACAUUUACAAUUUCCAAAGAGACUUACGUUUGGAGAACAGCAUCAAGUUGUCACAGCCGCUUGUGGUUUUGGUUUCACAGUGUUUGCUGUCCAAAGCGAUACCAAUCAAAAAGUUUAUGGUACAGGUAUCAACACAGAUUCUCAGAUAGGUUAUCAUGAAAUAAGGAAAGAUCAUCCUUUAGAAGUAAUUUUUCUCCCAAAACCAAUUGAUUUACCAUUUAAAAAUCCUGUAAAAUCUAAAGUUACAAAGCUUGCAGCUGGUAGAGCUCAUAUUCUUGUUUUAACUGAUGAAGGACUAUUUACGCUUGGAAAUAAUGCAUAUGGGCAAUGUGGUAGGAAAGUUAUACCAAAUGAAAAUUAUAGUAAAAGUAAUUAUAUAAAUCAUAUUGAAAACAUUGAUGAUAAGAAAAUUGUAGAUGUCAUGUGUGGCCAAGAUCACAGUCUAAUACUCACUGAGGAUGGUAGUGUAUACUCAUGUGGCUGGGGCGCAGAUGGUCAGACAGGUUUAGAACAUUUUAACAAUUGUAGUGAAUUUACAAAAGUGAAUGGUGAUAUCCAGAAUGAAAAGAUAAUAAAAUUGUCAUCAAGAUCUGAUUUUGUGCUAGCCCUAAAUGACAAAGGUCAAGUUUUUGGUUGGGGAAAUACAGAAUAUGGUCAGAUGACCUUACCAGGAGGAGACCAACAAGUUGCCUCCCCACACUAUAUAAAAAUGCUCAGCAAUUUAGGAAGAAUUAAAUGUAUAGCCACUGCUGGUGCUUUUUGCCUUGUUCUAAAUGAUAAUGGACAAGUGUUCUCCUGGGGAUAUGGAUUAUUAGGCACAGGUCCAGUAGCGGAGCUAUCCAGGAAGCCUAUUCAUAUUCCAGAUACUCUAUUUGGUAAAAAUGAUUACCAGUCUGAUUCUACAGUGAUAGAUAUCACUUGUGGUCUCUACCAUUCAGCUGCAAUUACAAAUCAUGGAGAUCUCUUUAUAUGGGGACGAAAUAAAAAUGGUUGUCUAGGAUUAGGUCGACCUGAAGACCAGUUCUUCCCAUUAAAAGUAGCAAUUGGUGGUUAUGUUGAGCAAGUUAUUUGUGGAAUAGAUCAUUCAAUUGCCAUUUGCAAACCAUUUAUAUAAUUGUGUUUAUAAAAAUGUUUUUAUAUGUGAUAAUAGUUAUAUAUUUUAUGUAUUUUUUGCAUCCUGAAAAUGUUAUAUAUAAGUAAAUAAAUAAGAUAGUUUAAGUGUAAUUAUUCGUAAAUUUUAAAGUUUAUAUACCUUAGAAUAAUGUGCGAGCCAUUUUUGAGCUAGUCCGGCAUCGCUCUAAUCACUUAUUUAGGUCUAUUUCGGCCUCCACUUUUCCGAUAACUAAGAAUAUUCGAUCGAAUAAAUCAACUUCCAAAACCCCCCAACGGAUGACUGUGGAUAGUUACCUAGACUUUGGUGGAUACAUCUCAAAAUAACAAUUUUGGUGAAAGCUCUUAUUUAAGUAAAUCUAGAAAGUAUCGAAUGUUUGAGAAACGAUACACGUCCAUACAAAUACGCCAACUUUCGAAGUUUAAGUUUUAGAUAAAAUAUUAGUUUGUGCAAAUAAAUGUUGUCAAAGUAAUUAAUAUGAAAUCACCCAGUAUAUGAAAUUCCAAUCAACGAAAAUCCCAAAACCUGCAAAAUCAAUUUAAAUUUACAAAACAAUUUAAUAAGAGAAUUUAUUUUAAAAAAUGGCAUAUUCUUCUGUUCCGACUGCCCUCCUGCUCUGUCU
Messenger RNA from Psylliodes chrysocephalus, 2130 nucleotides. The record is from the annotation of a GenBank genome assembly. Lineage: Eukaryota; Metazoa; Arthropoda; Insecta; Coleoptera; Chrysomelidae.